AUGAAGUUUCGCUUUAUUUCUCAACUUUUUAUCGUAUUUAUUACCUUUUUUUUUUGGUAUUUUUCUUUCUUCUUCUUCUUUGUCCUAUUCUCUCAGCUUGUAUCCUUCCAUCCACAUCUAUCUAUCUAUCUAUCUAUCUAUCUAUCUAUCUAUCUAUCUAUCUAUCUCAGUCUGUUCGUAUCUCUCUCUCUCUCUCUCUCUCUCUCUCUAUCUAUCUAUCUAUCUAUCUAUCUAUAUAUCUAUCGAUCUAUCUCAUUCUGCUCAUAUAUAUCUCAUUCAUUCCAUAUUCAUUUAUCUAAAUCUAUUAUUAUUUCACUCACUGUCUUCUAUUAUUAUUUCACUAUCUAUCUAUCUAUCUAUGUUCACUAUUUCGAUCCUUUCUUAUCUAUCUAUCUAUCUAUGUUCACUAUUUCGAUCUAUCUAUCUAUCUAUCAGUUCGUCUGUUUGUCGCAGUAUCUAUCUAUCUAUCUAUCUAUAAAUCACUUCAUAUCUAUCUAUCUAUCUAUCUAUCGGUCAGUUCGUCUGUUUGUCGCAGUAUCUAUCUAUCUAUCUAUCUAUCUAUCUAUCUAUCUAUCUAUCUAUAAAUCACUUCAUAUCUAUCUAUCUAUCUAUCUAUCUAUCUAUCUAUCUAUCUAUAAAUCUAUAAAUCAUAUCUAUCUAUCUAUCUAUCUAUCUAUCUAUCUAUCUAUCUGUCAGUUCGUCUGUUUGUCGCAGUAUCUAUCUAUCUAUCUAUCUAUCUAUCUAUCUAUCUAUCUAUCUAUCACUUCAUAUCUAUCUAUCUAUCUAUCUAUCUAUCACUUCAUAUCUAUCUAUCUAUCUAUCUAUCUAUCUAUCUAUCUAUCAAAUCUUGUCAUUAUCUCAGUGUAUUAUUAUCUCACGUGUCAUUAUCUAUCUAUCUAUCUAUCUAUCAAAUAUCGUCACUGUAUCAAUCACUCUCUUCUCUUCUGUCUGUCAUAUCUCAUAGUUAUUAUAUCAGUCUAUUAUUAUCUCAUUCUCUUAUCUAUCUAUCUAUCUAUCUAUCUAUCUAUCUAUCUAUCUAUCUAUCUAUGUUCUUCCAUUAUCUAUCUAUCUAUCUAUCUAUCUAUCUAUCUAUCUAUCUAUCUAUCUAUCUAUGUUCAUCCAUUAUCUAUCUAUCUAUCUAUCUAUCUAUCUAUCUAUCUAUCUAUCUAUCUAUCUAUCUAUGCUCUUCCGUUAUCUAUCUAUCUAUCUAUCUAUCUAUCUAUCUAUCUAUCUAUCUAUCUAUGCUCUUCCGUUAUCUAUCUAUCUAUCUAUCUAUCUAUCUAUCUAUCUAUCUAUCUAUCUAUCUAUCUAUCUAUCGCACUCUUUUGUUCUCAUUCCUUCAUAAUUUGUCUAUACAAAUCUGUUUCAACCUAA
Messenger RNA from Acanthosepion pharaonis, 1374 nucleotides. Lineage: Eukaryota; Metazoa; Mollusca; Cephalopoda; Sepiida; Sepiidae. The record is from the annotation of a GenBank genome assembly.